Strongylocentrotus purpuratus (purple sea urchin) is the source of this 1270-nucleotide messenger RNA. RefSeq names its product A disintegrin and metalloproteinase with thrombospondin motifs 15. The record is from RefSeq and is a predicted model, not a curated record. Bases 236 to 1270 code for a protein of 344 amino acids. The transcript has 8 exons. Gene Ontology annotation, molecular function: metallopeptidase activity. NCBI's taxonomy places the organism in Eukaryota, Metazoa, Echinodermata, Echinoidea, Camarodonta, Strongylocentrotidae.
UCCUAAAUUCAGUGCUGUCGGUGAAUAAAAUAUCGAUGUUAUAACUAAUAAAUAAUACUGUCGACUAAAGUUUUAACAUUAAUGCUGCUUAAUUGGAGGAAAUACAUGCAAACGACCCAUCAUUUUGUUCAAAUAGCAGUUUGAUUAAGUUUUCACGACCGAUGUUAAACUUUUGUACACGCAUUCAGCAAGUAACAUCAAGUACAACUUUGAUCGACUUUUCGGAUUGUGUUAGAUGCUCUCUAGAGACAUGGGCGUGGCGUAUACAAUUCUCUUCCUUUGGCUGGUGCUGAAUGUUCAAGGAGGGUAUUGCCUAUCAGAGUUUCAUGGCAUUUUAACUGAAGAGGAACUUCAUUCCUACACAAAGAAAGCACAGAUAAAAGAAUAUGACAUCAUCUUGCCGUUGGUUCAUGAUCCCUCGAAAGUAUCAAAACGAAGCGUAGAUUCAGCCAAUGACAAUGAAGCUCACAAAGUCACUUUCACCGCAUUCGAUGAGGAGCAUCACGUGGUCCUUGAGCAAAAUGGCUGGCUCCUGAGACCCGACCUGGAGGUGGAAUAUCUACAGCCGGAUGGAUCGAUCAGGAAAGAACCGGUUCAGACCAGAGACUGCCAUUUCUUCGCUACGUCAAUCUCUCAUACAGGAUCAACGGGAGCUCUGAGCACAUGCAGUGGAUUGAGAGGAAUACUGUCAGUGGCAGAUGAGCUGCUACAUAUAGAACCUCUCAAAGAGCACCAUGCGAAGAGGAUGAAGAGGAGAAGUAGUGAAGAUGCAGUCAAACUCCACAUCAUCUACAAACGUAGCCCAUCUACAGAUGAUGCCACCUCCUGCCCAGUAGAACCAUUCACAGUCACAAUCGAUUCAAACAGUGCAUCAGCGAAUGGCACAGUGAUUCCUGGCAAUGAGACUGUCUACACGGGACCCUACCUCGGCGCCAAGUUCCUGGAGAUCUUCUACGUGGUGGACAGUCUAGUUUACAAUGAAUACUUGGAUGAUACAGAGAGCUAUGCCAUAACCAUACUAAACAUUAUGAGCAGACGUUAUGCAGACCCUAGCCUUGACAUCAGCAUGAGAAUAUCAGUGGUCCGUCUUCUUAUCUCAAUGACGGAAACGUUGAUGGCCACUGACACCGGUGGAUCUCCAGUAACUAUGACGCCUACUAAUAACGGAGAUACAAGCCUCGACGAUUUCUGCGUUUGGCAGGCUGCUCAGAGCGUCAACAAUGACUCGAAUCCGGACGACUGGGACCUAGCAAUGCUUUUCACAGGGUAG